AUGCACAACGCUGUGAUUACUAUUCCUUAACAUGGAAAUGGCAGACUCUAUAAAACUUCAAUUUGCAGACACUUUGAAUUAGGUAACUGCUCAAUUGGAGAGAAAUGUCAAUUUGCACAUGGCUAAAAAGAAUUGAGAAAUCCCAAUGGUAUUA
Messenger RNA from Paramecium tetraurelia, 154 nucleotides. RefSeq lists its product as uncharacterized. NCBI's taxonomy places the organism in Eukaryota, Ciliophora, Oligohymenophorea, Peniculida, Parameciidae. The annotation marks the transcript as partial. Gene Ontology annotation, molecular function: metal ion binding; mRNA binding. The record is from RefSeq and is a predicted model, not a curated record. The transcript has a single exon.